AAACACCAGUCUCAACGUCAACAGUGAAGAGGCGACUGUGAUGCUGGCCUUCUAGGCAGAGUUGCAAAGAAAAAGCCAUAUCUCAGACUGGCCAAUAAAAAGAAAAGAUUAAGAUGGGCAAAAGAACACAGACACUGGACAAAGGAACUCUGCCUAGAAGGCCAGCAUCCCGGAGUCGCCUCUUCACUGUUGACGUUGAGACUGGUGUUUUGUGGGUACUAUUUAAUGAAGCUGCCAGUUGAGGACUUGUGAGGCAUCUGUUUCUUAAACUAGACACUCCAAUGUAUUUGUCCUCUUGCUCAGUUGUGCACCGGGGCCUCCCACUCCUCUUUCUAUUCUGGUUAGGGCCAGUUUGCACUGUUCUUUGAAGGGAGUAUUACACAGCGUGGUACGAGAUCUUCAGAUUCUUGGCAAUUUCUCGCAUUGAAUAGCAUUCAAUUCUCAGAACAAGAAUAGACUGACGAGUUUCAGAAGAAAGCACUUUGUUUCUGGCCAUUUUGAGCCUGUAAUCAAACCCACAAAUGCUGAUGCUCCAGAUACUCAACUAGUCUAAAAGCCAGUUUUAUUGCUUCUUUAAUCAGUACAAUAGUUUUCAACUGUGCUAACAUAAUUGCAAAAGGGUUUUCUAAAGAUUAAUUGGCCUUUUAAAAUUGAAUUAGCUAACACAGGAGUGAUGGAACACAGGAGUGAUGGUUGCUGAUAAUGGGCCUCUAUACGCCUAUGUAGAUAUUCCAUUAAAAAUCUGCCGUUUCCAGCUACUAGUCAUUUACAACAUUAACAAUGUCUACACUGUAUUUCUGAUCAAUUUGAUAUUUUAAAGGAGAAAAAAAUAGCUUUCAUAAACAAGGACAUUUCUAAGUGACCCCAAACCUUUGAACGGAUAUAUAGAUAUAGAUAUAUGUUAUACGCACACACAGUCUUGUAUAUCUAACCUUGUAUAACUAAUGCAUUCAAAAUCCUGUACCCUAACAUUAAUCCUUAAACCUAGCUCCUAGCUCCUAACCCUGAACUUAAUUCUAACCAUAACACCAAUUUUAACCUUAACCCUAAACCCCCUAGAAAUAGCAUUUGACCUUGGGGACUAACAAAAUGACCCCAGUUGGUCAAAUUUGUUUUACUAUUCUUGUGGGAACUUCUGGUCCCCACAAAUAUAGUGAAACACGUCCAAACACACACACACACACACACUAUUAAUGUCUUUAAUCUUAUGCUAUUUUCCAUUUCAACAGUUUAAAAGUCUGAAUGAAUAAUGUAUUACACACAAACACACACCUCAGCCAUUCAUUUCAGAGGGAUGUGUGAAGUUGUUGAUGGGAAUAGAGAGAGAGACUAGCAGGCCAGUGGCACUGAGGAAACAGAGGUCCGUCCAGCAGUCUUAACAUAGCUCGUCGGAGGGUACUAGAACUUGUCUCUCAAUGUCCGAUCCCAAAUCAACCCCUCGCCUCACCUCUUACUGUCCCCAUAGGAAACCAAACCACCCAGGAUUUCUAGCCUAGAACAGUGGUGUAACCCUGUUUCAUAAAGAGGAGUGUGUUUCCGCUGUAGAUUACACUAUGCAUUGUGCUCUGCCAAGUUAACCCUUUCACUGGCAGCAUGUAGCAUUGGAGCUUUCAUUCAUGUCAAUCAUUUCUGUUAACUUAUUUAUUAAUAACUUUAUUUAUGUUUGUGAGACGUGGUCUUUAAAAGUCAUUCAAGGAUAGAUUUACAAAGUGACUGAAGUACUGAGGAGUGAGUGUAACGUGAUGGUGAUGCAGGUUUUUAUUUUCAUGUCAAUGUUCAACAGGUUGUAAAUAGUGCACUAAAACACCACACACUUACAAAACAUUUGAAUGAUAUAUUCUAUUUAAAAUGAAAUAGAGGAUUUUAUAAAUGUCAGAAGGCACAUUAACUUGCUUUGGAGACCAUGUAAUAUGAUGACCAUGCAUCCAUCCUUUUGGAUAAAGAGGGAAUGUAUUGAAAACGUCUUUACUUUUACUAAAACGUCUUUACUUUUGGUUAUGUUGCAACAGUUCUUAUGAAGCAAAAUGCUCAUGGCACUUAAGAUAAGGAUUGUCUUCAGGAAAGAAAACAGUUGGAUGUUGUGUUUCGACUUUACUUUACAAUCCUGUAUUUACCAGGUAUUUACUUAAAUAGUAGAAUGAUCAUUAGAAUAUCCACCUAAUGACAACUUUUAUUAUUUAAAAAAAGUUCAUUUUAAGAGUUUCUAAUUCUGUUGAAUUCUUUGAGAUAAGUACCAAAGGGUAUGACUGUUACCAUAGUUUCAUAGUAAAUACCAGGUAGAUACCAGAUGAAGCAGGGCUGUAAAAUAAAGUCUGACUGAUGCCCUAUGUUUACAUGAUGGUAACUGUGUAAGUCUGAUGAUUGACAAGCCCCAUAUCCACUCAUUAAAACAUUGAUUGAACGGACAUUCAAGUUGAACCACGUGGGCUUACAGAGGCAUCGUUGAAAACUUCACUUUGUGUGAUUUAAAUGUGCAAAUGUAACAUGGUACGAUUGUAAUAAAAGCAAUCUAAUAAAUGAAGCUUUGACCUUCUGAAGAACAGUUGUCAUGUUGUUGUGUCCAAAAUGUCAGCUUUAUGACAACUGAUAAGUGGUGAGAAUGAAAAGUAUUGCUGUUCUGUCCGUUACAGGUCUGGUAAUUAACCUUCAGCACUUCACAGCCACAGAGAACCUCUGACUAUUUUAAACCUACACAACAACUUUUGCAGUAAAGACAUUGUUUUCACUUCCCUUUUCUCAAGACAUAUUUAAAUGUUGUUCUCUAGUAUUCUGCACGAGACUGUAGCGGUCUAGGUGUCGACAGAAGUACAGACUUCUCCCUCCAGAGAAGCACAGAGGUCUGGCAAAGAAGACAGUUUUUAAACACGGAACACUGAGGUCUAACACCAAGAAUGACAUUUGUGUUUUGGGUGUGGAGGCCCGGUGUGAGUGUGCUGCUGCUCUUGUGUGUGUGUGACGGAGCAGAAGGGGUGAUCAGGCGUCACUGUGACUGCUAUGAGGAGGAUAUGUAUGUACAGAAAGACAUCGGAGGGUUCAUACAGUGUUCCCUUAAGCCUGGCCUGGGACCCUAUGCUGAGUGCACAGAGAUCACUGACCUCAGGUCUGGGCUGGAGGAGGUGUUUCCUGAUGUGCGUUCUCUUUGUAUCCUUCACUCCUCCUCCUCCCUGCCUGCAGACUCCUUCUCUCACAUUCCCCUCCUGGAGCACCUCUAUUUGGAUGGCUCACACCUGGCAAAGGUGACCUCAGGGGCCUUCGCUGGUCUGCCCAAACUAAGGUUCCUCCACAUCCUCGUCUUCUCCUCCUGGGGGGGAGUGAACGUCACUCUGGAGCCAGGGGUGUUCCAGGGCCUGUCUAGCCUGGAGGAGCUCACCCUGGCUGGGAUGAGUCUGGCCCUGGCCCCCCCUACUCUGCUGGAUCCCCUGGUACGGGUGAGGAGCCUGAGGGUGGACAGGGCUGGAGCGAGAGACCUGGGGGAACUGUUCUGUCUCCUCUCCCCUGGGAUGGAGAAACUAGAGACCCUGGAGCUGCCUGGCAGCAUGGUCAGCUCCAUCCAGAACGGAGGCUGCUCUGGAUCCAAUCCGUGGCCCACAGUGCUCUUGUCCAGGAUCCGGAUCCUGGAUCUGAGUGGAAACCCGGUGCGGAGGGUAGAGCCGAAGUCUCUGUCUGUGUUCCAGAACCUGUCCAGACUGUCCCUGUCUAUGGUGGAUGUCUGGGUGGGCCAGCUGUGGGGGUCUGGCAUGGGGAGGGUUAACAAGCUCUACCUGUCCAGUUACACCUUGAGACAGUUCAGACCCAGCCUGUCUGACCUGUGUACUCUGGUAGUAAAACAUGGAGUGGAGUCCUUGAAUAUGCACCAGGCCCUGAUCACAGCUUUCACUGCAGAGGUCAUGAAGAGGUGUGGUCCUGGUCUGAGGCAGCUGUCUGUGACUUCUGAGGAUCUGUCUGGUAUGGACCCUGGGUUCUGGACUGGUACCGGUCAGAUACAGGGUCUGAUGAUGGUCCUGACCAAGCUGACCAAUGCCUCGUUCUGCUCAGCAGGGGGAGGGAGGGUGUGGAACCUCACCUCUCUCAUUCUCCAUGAGAACCACCUCACUGAGAUCACCACUGAUCAGUUCUCCUGUAUGCCCCUGCUGGAGCGUUUGGAUCUGAGUGGGAACCAUAUCUCCUCCCUGGCCCACCGGGCUCUCCAGGGGAUGCCGCUCCUCCGUGUCCUCGACCUCACCCACAACAAAAUCUCCAUGCUGGGAGAAGACGACUUUGAGGGUCUGCCUGCUCUAGAGGUUCUCCUCCUGGAAGGGAACAAGAUCUCGGGGGGCAUCGCUCAUGGGGUGUUCCGUAGACAGCAUCGACUCCAAGACCUCAGCCUGGGAGAGAUAGACAUUUUCUACCAGCUCUACCUCAACAUGCUGUUCCUGGGCUUCCCCACCAAGCUCCAGCACCUCCUCAUCAACACAGGCCCAGGAACCUACCUCACCGUAGGCCAUGUUCCCGCUCCUGAGUUCCCCAUGGUCCUGGAACUCAGAGGGGAGAUGAUCCAGUCCUCUGACUGUGAAAACAACAUGUUCCCCAUGGUCCGAGAGCUGAAGGUGGGCGAGGGGACAAAAUUUGACUGCAACAACAUUUUCCUGGCUCCCUACUUCCUCAACCUGGAGUCGUUUGAGUUCUCAGCCAACCCUGAGAGGUUUUCCACCCCAUACACCACCAUCAACCAGCUUCGAAAGUUGAAGAGGCUCAAACUGGCCAACCUCAACUUCUCCAACCACACAGACCCCAGUGUUACCUUCAGGAACCUGACGGAGCUCAGGAGCCUAGUGCUGAUCAACUGUCGACUCAACUUCCUCACUAGGUCCAUGUUUACAGACCUGGUGUCUCUACGUGUUUUGAGGCUGUACAGUGAGAGCCCUCUGAUCCUGUUGGAGGGGGUCUUCAUUCCCCUGCUGUCUCUCUCCAUGCUGGUCUUUGACCAGGUCGACUUCCGCUGUGACUGCUCCAACGGCUGGCUUCUGGACUGGGCUGACAACUCUCGCAAAACACAGGUGGUGCUCCUGCAGCGACAGCAGUGCAUCUGGCACUACCAACGACUCAACUUCCUGUCCACCAUGGAGCGCCUCUGCCAGACCGAAGACGACUUCCUGUCCUAUGUCUCCACAACAGCCGCUGUGUGCACCCUCCUGUGCUUGGCGCUAGGAUACCGCUUCCUCCGCUGGCCUUGUGUCGUUCUAUUCUUUCGUCUGAGAGGCUGGGUGGAGCGACGUGUGGGGAGGAGGUGGUGGAGGAGGAAGAGGAGGAUGGGGGGACAGUGGGAGGAGCUGAUAGAGGGGGAAGAGGGAGAGGAGAAGGAGGAAGAGGAGGUGAGGUAUGAUGCGUUUGUGUCGUUCAGCAGUGGUGACGAGGCGUGGGUACUGGGAGAGAUGGCCCCGAUGCUAGAGGAGGGGGAGCCACGACUACGACUGUGUCUGCACCACCGAGACUUUGAGGUAGGGAAGGGCAUCGUGGAUAACAUCGCUGAGAACAUCUACUGCAGCAGGAGGACGGUGUGUGUGUUGACCAGACGCUACCUGAGGAGUGACUGGUGUGGCCUGGAGAUGAGAGUGGCCACACACCGCCUGUUGUCUGAGCACAGCCACAGACUCAUCCUCAUCUUCCUAGAACACAUCUCCCCCUUCGAGCUGUCCGCCUUCCACAGACUGGCUAAGCUGGCCAGAACCCGGACCUACCUGGACUGGCCCCAGGAUGAAGACGAGAGGGUAACGUUCUGGGAGCGUUUACGACGAAACAUCGCAGAGAGAGACGCAGACGAACUGCAUGAUCCUCCGGAAGCAUCCUGAAGUCAUCUGCAUGUUCCACGUGAUGAUCUACGUUUAGAGAGAGAGAGUGUUCGCUACUGAUCUCAGAUAAGGGUGACGUCAAGGGACUCCUUUCUGGGCUUUGUUUUUGCAUAAUAUUUUGACAUUGAUUUCUUUGCCUUCCACUUAUCAGACGCUCUUAUCUAGAGCGACUUACAGGGUUCAGUGCCUUGCUCAAGGGCACGUCGGCAUAUAUUUCACUUAGUCGGCUCUGGGAUUGCCCAACGCUAGGCUACCUUUCAUUUGUCUCCUUUCAUUCACUGAUUGUUCAAUUAACUGUUCUUGGAUCUGUGCUGUGUGUAUUUGAGCACAAAGACAACAUUAAUAUGCUAAACAUUCUCCCAUGGAAACAACACAUUUCAAUUGGUUAGAUAUUGUUUCCAGUAUAUGACCAUUUGUUUUAAUACAUGUUGCACUCUGUAACUCAUUGAUGCAAUGUGAUUUUAAAGUAGCUUUAUAGUGCAACACUCCUCCCAUCUAAAGCAGAGACCCACAUAGUAUAGUUGCUGUCUCAGCUAUACUGACAAAAAUGUGUGUGCAUGCUUGCAAGAGUCCUUGUCUGUGUGUGUGUGUGUGUGUGUGUGCAUGCUUGCAAGAGUCCUUGUCUGUGUGUGUGUGCAUGCUUGCAAGAGUCCUUGUCUGUGUGUGUGUUUGAAAGUGGUGUAUGCUGUCUACCUGCCCUCUCCUCAUUAAGUCCCAGGGCCUGUUGGUUCUAACCCUCUGCAGCAGAAGGACAGUGUCUUGUCAUCACUAGAGAUCCAUUGCUACAGGCUGAGAGAUGAGGGUUAAUAAGACAUCCUGGUCUGUGUGAAAGCUGCUGACUAAUCAUGCUGAUGAUGCAUUUCUACAGUGUUGCGUGAAUAAAUGGGGACGUGUCUUUUUAAGAUUUGGAAUAGUCUAAACCUUCAGACAAAGCCCUGUGUGUGUGUGUUUCAGUGUGUGUGUUUAAUUUUUAAAUCCAAAGAUGAGUCGUGUUGGACAUGUUUUUGUAGUUAAAUCCUCAUCGCUGUGUUUGCUCAAUUAUUAAACGGACAUUCAACUGCAAUGGAAUGAAACUGUGCAUUUCCUGUGAGUGUGUGAGCAUGAAUGUAUACGUGCAUGAUGUCACAUCAAACCCCUCACUCAGUGGAGUUGGAUUCAGACUCCUCUGUCUCAUUAGUUGUGAGGUUAAUGUCAGAUAUAGCUGGACUAGGAGAUGAGAUGUCAUUCAUGCCAGAGGGUGGGAAUAAUCUGCUACCCUUUGACUCUGGUCAGAAUGAGAGACUCACGUAACUACACUCACAAUAAAACUGACUUUAUAACACUGAUGUUAAAUUUGAAUCAAGAUAGGAUCAAAUCAAUAGAAUAUUCUAAAUGCAAGCCAAAGGGCGAAACAUGCAAUACACAAUCCCUCAUUUCUGCUGAUAAUGAAGUUGAUUUGUCCUGAUCAAAGCCAAGUAAACCAGAAGAGCUGCCCUGAGAGGUUUUAGUAUAAGCAUAGUGACUUAGGUUUCCUGUCUGGCUGCCAUAUGAAUGUUGAGUGUUGCAUCAGCUGAUAUUGCAUCAAUGAGAUCAUCACUCUACGUUAAUAUGGUGGUCUAUUUAGUCCACCAGGUUCUGCACACACUUCCAUGAUAGCUGCCACAGACAAGCUAUGUGCUGGUGUUCUUGCUGUAACGUCUGUUUUCUGCUUACCCACCAGCCACCACAGCCUCCACCUGUUAGGUUCUGUGUUCCCUUCCUGCAGGGUGAUUGGUAUAGCACACCUUGCCCUCUGCCUGUAAUUAUUACUAGCUUAACAUUAUGCAUGCUCUAGCAGUGAGCUACCAUGAAGGAGCAGAGCCUAACGCCUAGACUAACGUAUUGUAAUCUUUAAUA
Molecule: messenger RNA, 7703 nt
Organism: Oncorhynchus masou masou (cherry salmon)
Lineage: Eukaryota; Metazoa; Chordata; Actinopteri; Salmoniformes; Salmonidae
Product: toll-like receptor 12
Exons: 13
Coding region: 2892-5828 (978 amino acids)
Biological process (GO): immune response; toll-like receptor signaling pathway; inflammatory response
Cellular component (GO): plasma membrane
Molecular function (GO): transmembrane signaling receptor activity; protein binding
Source: RefSeq, a predicted model, not a curated record